This is a messenger RNA of Folsomia candida, 9679 nucleotides long. RefSeq lists its product as uncharacterized. The record is from RefSeq and is a predicted model, not a curated record. Gene Ontology annotation, molecular function: synaptic receptor adaptor activity; ionotropic glutamate receptor binding. The transcript has 20 exons. NCBI's taxonomy places the organism in Eukaryota, Metazoa, Arthropoda, Collembola, Entomobryomorpha, Isotomidae. Gene Ontology annotation, cellular component: postsynaptic membrane; dendritic spine; postsynaptic density. Bases 563 to 6655 code for a protein of 2030 amino acids.
GGAUGGAUCACGCUCGUCGUCUUCUCACCGCGCACGCAUGCACAAUCGUUUUAUGAGGGAAAACUUAUUUAUUUCCCGUCCGGUUUUCCUCCUUCUUGGUGGGUGUAACUGUGUUUCGUCGCUCUCGAAGGGAGAGUGAUUUCUUGCUACAAGUUUUUUUCCUCCUCCUGCUGCUAAUAAAAAGUGAGUGAGUGAGUGAGGUGAGUUUGGUGUUUGGCCGACUAACGGGACACCGGGUUUUUGAGAGAAGAUCCGAUAAAUCCAAUCCAACCACUUUUACUUCCCGUCGACCGUCCCAUCCUCGUCGUCAAUAAAUAAGAAAAAAAUCAAACAAGAUGAGAUUCCAUUCGUCUUCUACCUGAAAAGAAAAGAUUGGGAUCAGGACGGAUUUUUUUUUGCCGGCAAAUUGCAUUUAUUUGAGUGAAGUGAACUUUGGGAAAUAGUGUAUCGUGCAGAGCUUCCAAAAAAGAAAGAGGAGGAGGUGGACGAGGACGAGUCAGUUUUUUACCCGUGGUGACCACUAACUAUUAUGUCGUGGACGGGAGGAGGGUGAGAAAUCAGGAUGCGAUCCAACCACCCCGCGGAGGCGGAUGACGAUGGAGGUCCUUCCGGGGGAGGAGAGGGCCUCGAUGGUCAGGGCGGUUCUGCCGUCCUCAUCAGAAUCCACGUUCCCGACCUCAACAUCCACAAGUGCCUCCAGUUCUAUAGGCACGACCUCGUCUGGGAUGUUAAACAACAGUGUCUCGCGUCACUCCCCAAGGAGCUGAAAGAGAGUUUCAACUACGGCCUCUUCGCACCGCCGUGCAAUGGAAAAGCGGGUAAAUUUCUGGAUGAGGAGCGGCCCCUUUCCGACUACCCGUUUUCCGGCCCCGUCGGCUACCUCGAGUUGCGCUACAAGCGGCGUCUGUACAAGGGGUUGAACCUGGAAGAGAAACAGUUAAAGCAGAUCCACACCAAGUCGAACCUACGCCGAUUUCUGGACUACGUCUCCUCCGCCCACUGCGACAAGAUUACGAAAAUGUGCGCCAAAGGGCUCGACCCAAACUUCCACUGUCCUGAAACUGGGGAAACCCCGCUCACGAUGGCUGCCCUGAUGAAGAAGCCGACCAAGUUGCUCAUGGCGUUGGUGAAUGGGGGCGCCCUUCUCGACUACCGGACGAAAGAGGGCUGCACCGGGAUGCACAGGGCCGUGGAGGCGAAAAGUUAUGAAGCCGUCAAGACCAUGCUGGACCUGGGUGGGUCUCCGAACUAUAAGGACUCAAAGGGAUUGACCCCUCUCUACUUGUCCGUCUCCCUGCAAGCGGACCCCGCCAUGACGCAACUCCUCCUACAUGACCACGCCUUCAUUGGCGCACAAGACUUGCAAGGGUGGCACGAGGUCCAUCAGGCAUGUCGGACCGGGCUUGUCCAACACUUGGAGCACCUCCUCUACUACGGGGCCGACAUGAAUGCGCGCAACGCCUCGGGAAACACACCCCUCCACGUUUGCGCCGUCAAUAAUCAGGAAUCCUCCGCGCGUCUGCUCCUCUUUCGCGGCGCGGAUAAGGACGCGCUCAACUUUGCGAAUCAAACCCCCUACCAAAUGGCCGUCAUCGCGGGGAAUAUGGAACUCGCGGAAAUCAUCCAGACCCACCGGAGCCAAGAUGUCGUGCCUUAUCGAGACCUGCCAUCGUACAACCCGCGUCGUAGGUGUGUCAUUUCCCGCGCCUUUUCCGACCCUCGCCUCAACAUGUCGAUGACUUCGUUGUCGACGCGGUCGUUGUCGCGUGUCUUUGCGCCGCACCAUCGACCCCCUUCACCCUGUCCGUCACUCCGUUCGCUGCCCCAUUUUUCCCCCUCGUCGUCUUCCUGCCCUUCUUCGUGCUCAUCGUCACACGGAGGACGACACACUCGGUCAGGUUCCUGCUCGGAUUCGUCCUACUCGUCAAUCUCACACUCGGCGGCGUCGGAUUUUUCAGAAAUUUCGGAACACUGCGGAUCAGCGACUACGGAAAAGAGCUUGGAUCAUUCGGACAUAACGUCAGAUUCGUCGGGAGUGGGGACGUGUAAUAGUGGAGGGAGUGCGUCCAGCUAUGAGCCUGCCACACCCACGGAUGCGACGCUCAUCCUGCCCGGGACGAUGGUCGUCUGCGUGGAGAACUUCGCCCCUCAGUCAAACCUUCACCUUAAACUGGCGGAGGGUGACAUUAUCGAAGUGAUUGGCUCAGCAGAGGGUGGUACCGUUCUGGAGGGCUCACUCCGUGGUCGAAUCGGCCUCUUUCCGGCCCAGUGUGUUCAAGAAAUCAGGAUGAAAAGUUACGAGAAGCACAACAACCACCACCUCGCCCCUCCCUCGGCCAACCACACCCACUCGAGUGGUAAAAAGGGGGGGAAAGGAGUCGCUGCCACGGCGGCAACACCAAAUGCUCAACACCUCUCUCGCAUCAAGAAAGUCAGCCAAGUGAUGCUGGGGGGGCCGGCUGUUUGUGACCAAGCCUCCUCCUUUGUUUGUAGAUGGGGCGAGCCGCACACUGUGAUCUUGCACCGGGGGCAGAAGGGCUUCGGUUUCAUCCUCCGCGGAGCCAAGGCGGACUCUCCCUUGAUGGAAUUGACCCCGUCGGAACGCUUCCCAGCUCUCCAGUACUUGGACGACGUGGAUGAAGGAGGCGUCGCCGAUAGAGCUGGACUCAGGAAGGGCGACUUUAUCCUCGCCAUAAACGGGAUGGACGUUUCCCAGCUGUCGCACGAGGUGGUGGUGGACAUGAUUCGAAAAAGUGGUGAGCUCGUCUCCCUGACCGUCGUGGGACUUUCUCGCCUCUCCGCAGCUCAAGGGGAGGAGGACGGGUCAAAGUUGAAACCUGGAUCUCCCGCGGCCUCACUCACACAUGACGGUGGGGCUGAGGUGGGGGGUCAUAAAGCGGCACAAAACCAUUUCGCCACCCUGCCCAGAAAGCAUUCCGCAGGAUCCACCGGACCAACGACGGUCCCCUCCCCGCCGAGAAGAGACCCCACCACGAGUUUGAGUGUGGGUCGGGCCCGUGCCAAAUCUAUGGUGGCUGCGCUUGCGGACUUGGACGCCGCUUCACCCUCAGGAGUGGAGAAUGGUGGGGUGAUUUCUACUUCAGCGGACUCCGUGGCAGGAAAGCCACCCCUCCCACCUGGUGCUACAACGGGGAACGGAACCCUUUUAUCCAACGGAGGAGGUGCUCAAACAAAAACGGCUUCAAUCAGAGCUCGCCCAACGUCCAGUCGCAUCACGGCUGCCGAGAUGCAAGAAAUAUUCGCAGACUCCACAACCGGAAACAAGUGUGGAACGUGGAAUGGUCCUCCGCACAAAAUCUAUGCCUCCGUGGCGGAAAUGAAGCGGUCCAAGUCUGCCCUAAAAGGGAAAGAGGCGGCUUCCACGCUGCACAAAGACUUCCACUCGACCCCCGACCUUAAAGGUCUCGCUCAGAAGAAGCCGACGGACAAAGACCAAGUGAAGUCCCUCUCACAAGAAAAUCUCAAUAAACUCGUCCUCCGCAACUCGAAUAGCAAUCCACGUCACUCGUGGACCCUCGACCGGAACUUUUUCCCCUCUUCCAACCUUAACUACAACGACAAGCUUCCCGAACCUCCCACCGAGUCGGAGCUAGCAGCGAGCAGGACGGAAAGUGGUGAUGGUGGUGGUGGUGCAGAGACGGAUGGCUCCACGUCGGAUGACGAUGGACAAUCUUCCACCGAAUCGGAGAACGGGGGAGGGGAGGAGACGAAUAAGGUGGUAAAUAGCACCACGAAGGGGAAAACUCCUGUCCUCACGGAUGGCGAGUAUCGGACGACCAAACUGAUCCGACCCGUGCAGAGCAAAACGCUGCCGAGAAGAGCUUCCACCGGUAUUAAAAGUUGCACAAUCAGUCCGGCUGAGCAGCAAACCAUCAUAAACCUCGUCCCACCCGGCCAAGUAAUUAAGGUGGACGUGUCCAAGAACAAGCAAGACAUUUACGGCACGUUAGAACACGGUCAUUCAGGUCCUGGUCAGAACAGUGGUGGUGGUAUUGGGGGUGGUGGAACGCUCUCGAAAGGACAGCCUGGUCCCGGUGUAAUGUCCUCCUUUAAACCUACCGACUCCGCGAAACUGUACGCCUCUCCGGACGACUUGCGCCCGAUUGGGUAUCGGGACAGCGGCGACGCCACUUCUCCGAAUGGGAACAACAACAAUUCAUCCGGUGGUGGGGGAACAUUAAAGAAAAUCCGCUCUCAGAGUCUGCCCCCCUCGAAGGAUGCUAGUACAAAUAAAAAAGUAGACUAUGCCGAACCCCACAACAGGAAUAACAACGUCUGCAAUGGGGACGACGGUGGUGGAAAUGUGAAUAGUUUUAAGAGAAACACGAACACUGCUGCGGCGGGGGCCACGAAUCAGAACGGCGGACAAGGAUUCGACCCUCAAAAGUCUCUGCAAGAAGCCAAAGAGAAACUUCGGCCAGUAAAACCCGUACUGAAAUCCAGCUCAAGCCUGCAAAACUCACAAACUCCGGAUAAAAUCCGCAUCGAGGUGAAGCAGUCACCUCGCCUGGGACGCAAGUCGGAAAAGACGGUGACCUUUCAAACGCACCCCGAUGCUGCUGACCUGACUCCGCCGGAUAGUCCCAUGGCUCAUUCCAUGUCGGUGGAUGACAUCGCCAAAGUGAAAACGAGUCUGAAAAUUUCGAAAUCAUUUCCUAACGACUUGGGAGGCGAAGAAGGUGGUGGUGGUGAGGGUGAAAGCGGAGGAAACUACGUGACCAACCUGCCCGUCAACCAGCCCGACUCGGAUUCAGUGUCGGAAGACUCAAGUGACAAAACGUGGAUUUUGAAGGACGAGAAUGGUGGUCCUUCUUCGACAUCGACGACGUCCGACUCUGUCCAAACUGUUAUCUCGGCGGCGAGCAAGGUUCUCAAGACGACGGCGACGGAGGAGAAGAUUUCAAAUUUGACGGCGCAGCAGGAGCAGCAGCAAAAGAAGCCGCUCUCGGCGAGUGCUCAAUUGGGAAUCACGCACAAUUUUGAGCAGAUGCAGCAACAACAUCAACAGCUCUAUGGGCGACUGGGAGACUCGAAUUAUGGGACGAUCACGCGAGGAACGGGGACUGGAGGAGGGGGUGGUGGUGGUGCCGUGUCAAGGCAACCUCCUAAUCUUACGAAGAAUGCGGUCAGUCUGGUCAAACUGCCACCACCGAUGGAGAUUGAGAGCGAGAGUGAAAGUGGGAGGGAGACUCCGGUAGGAAAGAAGACCGUCACCGUCCUCGUGGGCACAGGGCCUGUUUCCAAUCAGAUGUACCACACGCUGCAACCGCAAAGGUCACGUUCCAUGCUAUCCCAGGCGGCUGGUGGCGGCGGCGGUGGGACCGAGCAACCACAACAACUCCAGCACCAAUACCACCUCCAACAACAACAGAUCGCGGCCCGUCAACUGCAACAGCUUCAAAUGCAGGGACAAAUGCAGGGCACGAGACAGGCCGAGAAGAGCAUAGAGGAAAGUUUGAAACUUAUCCAGAUGCACGUCGCAGCGCUUAAGCAAGAUUUCCCGAGCGUGGUGCCACCCCCGCCAGAGUUUGGUCUGCGCAAUCAAACUCCGAUUUUAGCCCCACCGCCCGAGUUUUCGGACGCAAGGGACACGCACGAGGCGGCCACGAGAUUCAAUCAGGGACACAUGUUCACCGCCGAACAACACCAACACCAACAACAGCUUCAACAGCAGAACCAGUUUAAUCGCCAGUCUCCCAUGUACCGUUCCAUCAGUCACGCCCACUCGAGUACCUCCUCCAUGUAUAGCGGAUACCCUACAAUGACGCGUCAGCAAUACCAACAGCAACAACAACUCCAUCAGCUUCAGCAACAACACGCCGCAGCCGCCGCGCAACAUCACCAACACCUCAUGCAGUCUCAACAGCAGCAGCAGCAGGCUCAACAACAAGCCACGUACGGAACGCUGCAAGCCCGCUCAGCCCAGGCGACGUAUGGGACGACGACCAGCACGGCGGGAGGAGGACAAGGGGCGUACGGUCACUACCAGACACUAACCCCAAAAUCCAACGCGGGUCAGAUCUCUGGAACACCACCCGUCCCUCAAACUGCCCCUCCUUCCUACGGCCACCAUCCAAAAUGCUACUACUACCAACAAACGCCCUCCGCUACGACGCCCACGACCAACAGCAACUCGGCCAAGUUGCACCCCGUACAUCGAUACACUCCAGAUUUGUACGAGAGCAGUAGUGGACCUCGAAUAGUGGGCACCAUUCCUAAAAAACAGGCCGGUUCUGACCAUUACGAAGUUCCUCACGCACACCAAGUCAUGCUCCAGCAGCAGCAACAACAACAACAAGCCGCUGCUGCAGCCGCCGCUUCUGCACAAAUGCAACUGCAAGCUCAACAACAACAGCAAUCUCAGCAACAAUCCGCCGCCGCCGCGUCGUCCCGAGUCCGUCGUGAGUUUCGCAACAAGACUUUGGUUGAGUGGACGGUGUGCGACGCGUGCGACUGGUUGGACUCCCUCUUCAUGCAGGAGUACAAGGGGAUCUUCUCCCAGCGAGGGAUCGACGGCAAGAAGCUUCUCCGCAUGGACAACGCCACCCUGCUCGACCUCGGCGUCAAAAAACUCGGCCAUCGGAUGAACAUUGAAAAGUCGUUGAAGCGGUAUUUGCCGCAGGCGAAGUCUUAAAUGUUACAUACAGAACGUCAGCGUAGUUAGUUGUAGUAAUUAUUAAUUAAUUAAUUGUUCAGAUUUUUGAAAUCCCACCGUAACACGAGAGCGAGAGGCGUACGUAUCAAUCAAUUAAGUUCAAAAAGGGGGUUGAGCAGCCGUGUAGGGUAGAUUUUUUUUGUAUUUAUACUUUCUUGGGGCACACUUUGUCUUCUUUUUGAGCGUUUUUGGUGGUCACGUGGUGUCAGGUCGAGUGGGUCAUUCAGAGUUUUUUUUACCACCACAGCCACCAUUAAUUUAGUUUUAUAUACUUUUCUCUACAGUUUGUUCUUUGUUUUCUAAUUUUAUACACACAUUUUGAUAGUUCUGUAGAAAACGAAAAACUGGGAACACAUGUCGAUUCGUUAUUUGAAGUUGAGAUUAAGAAUUUAUGUAAGAGUUUGAAAAUUUGAAGCUAUAAAUUUCCUCCUUGCUAACUAUUUGUAACGAGUAUUCAUUACAUGUAUGAAUUAAAACCGAUGUACUGGAGUUUACCUACCCUUACUUAGUAUAAAAGAAUUUAGUAGUUUAGCCGAGUCAUUAGGAUACACAUUUUGGGUAUGUAUUUACAUAUUUAUGCAAGAGUCAGUUGUGAUGAUGAUUAACGAACGAACGAACGACCCUCCUCCCAACAAGUACAAGACUGCUUGUUUCUGGACCGUGUUUUACUUCGGACGGCGAUUUCCUACUUCUCCUCCUCCAAUUGGCAACUCGUAGAGUUUAGAAUUUUGUAAGAGUUGGACCUGUUUGCAUCCACAUUUUUAUAAAUCUGUCUGGCUGCGUGGGUGGGAUUGACAUAAUUGCUCAUUAGGUCGAGAGAGAAGGACAUUAUUAAUUAGUACUGUUUUCUGAUGAUGCCCGACCUGACUGAUUUUUGGUCUCCUCCUCCUCGCAAUAUGUAUUUGUUGAUUCUCUUGUCCUUGCUGUAAGUACACACACACAGAAGUGAUAGUGAAGGUUGAUAAGCGCUCAUCAUACUAAAAUACCCGGUCUGGUUCUGGUUGUGUCGUUUCUUUGUUGGUUACCUUCUUGUUCUUGGUGUCGUAUUAAUUAAUUAAUAUACUAGUUAUGUACCUAUUUACAUAUUUAUGCAUAUGUAAACUCUAACUAAUCUAGUAAAUACUUGGUGCUUAUCGUAAUAGUUGAUCAGCAACUAAAGCGAUCGUCACUUUUGACCCGGAUGCAUAUAUAAAGUUAGACAACGUCCGAAACUCACGCACAUGGUGGGGCAGCAGCACCCCUGCAUUCUUCUUGACGGGAUAUGCUUCCCGACCUGUGCGUGGUUUGUGUUUGACGUUUCAAUGUUCUUGUUGUCGUAAUAAGUCGGCCAUAUUUACCUAGAUUUGAAUAAUAAUAGUCGUUAGGUUAUUACUAGAGAGAGAGAGAGGCUAUAUUUUAUAGGCAUUUAUUUAACACGAGGGCGAGGCGAGUUUUCUGCAUGGAAGAUUAAUUAAGUGCUACAUAAUUUACCAUAAAUAGUAUUUCGUAGUAGUUCUGUGUCCACGCAGUUAUACGACUCAGUAUUUGUAUCAUCUGUAUUACUACGACGACUUGAUACCUAUUUACAUAAUACCUGUGACACACAGUAACCAUAACCAUACACAAGUAACCAAAGAAGUAAUAAGACUAAUAAAUAGGGAAGAGUUCUGAAAUUCGGAUUCAUUCAACUACCACAAUCUACUCAUUUUCUGAAUGGAUGGGCAAAAUGCUUUGUGAAAAUAUGUGGAGUACUUUGAUCUCCCAGGGUUUGGAUUUCCAGGGCUGUUACACCCACCAAUAGACGAGAAGCUACAAGUCGGUCAAAAAUACAGGUUUUGUGAAGAACUUAAUAUUUUAUCCCUGGAGAAACACUUUGUUUUCACGAUUUUCUAAAAAUAAAGUGUUUUGAUAGCGAUAAAAAGGUAGUUUCUUGACAAAAUCCGCAUUUUCGUAAGAUGGCUGUCUUUUCGACUUAGAUUUUCGUCCUUUUGUGGGUGUAACACCCCUGGAAAUCCAAACCCUGGGAAGAACGGAGCUCAAAAUAGUGUAUUUUGACAACGUAUUUUGGUCAUUCAUGUCAUUUAGAAAGUAAAAGUAGCAGGAAGAGAUGUAGGAAUGAUACAUAAAUAAUGUUCUCCAUUGUUGUGGUAGUAUCUGUUACAGAGGGACCGUGCAUGACUGCAUGUUUGAGGAGGCAGAGGCGUUUUUCAAUUUUAAAUAGUCGUCACCGUCGUCACUUGUAGACUUGAAUUUUGAGGGUAUUAAAUUAAAUUAUACUAAAAAGGUAGUUGUUAUUCAUAUGUACUAAAAUAAAUACUACGUAAGUAUUUAAGUAGUUAGUUAGUUAGUUAGCUAAUUAAGUAAUUGGGGUGGUUGGUGCAUGGUAGAGGUUAGUCUUGUACAUAUUUACAUACAUAUUAUUACUUAAUUGUUACAUUUUUGCUGGAAAAAGUUGCCAAAAUAAUUGUCUAUUUAGCCGUUUAUGAGAGAUGCGAGUGGUGCAAAGAGGAGGCGUUAAGCACGUGGCGUGGUUACCUCCUUGUUGACCACGUGUUUGUAAAACUCUACCCUAUUUGUAGCAGAGAGAUUAUUAUUAUUAUUAUCAAAGUUUAAACUAGUAAUUAACUAGCAGCUGGUUCAUUAAGUAAUUAAUUAAUUGUUGCUUAAUUGUCUUGUUAUAUUGUCCUGUUAAACUAGAUACUGCUGCUGCUACUGAACUACUGAAAUGUGGAGGAAUGAGGGGGUGUGUAUCCACUAUAUUUAUCAAGUAUUUCCCAUUAUUUCUCUCCUCUAUCUCUGUCUACUUUCUACUUAUCAUCGUCCUCAUCAUCACAACACAACCGCUUUCUGGAUGAAUAAUUAAUUACUAUAUAAAGAUUUAAAUUAUUAUUAUUGUUAAAAUGUGCGUCGUCGCCGUCGUUCCCUAAAAAUGUAUUGUCAUCUCUCCAUCAUCAUAUUGAAUUAUUAGGUAUUAUUAUAUUACAAAGGAAAAUAAAGGAGAUGAGAGAAGGAGAACGAAUGAAA